Molecule: messenger RNA, 1188 nt
Organism: Dothidotthia symphoricarpi CBS 119687
Lineage: Eukaryota; Fungi; Ascomycota; Dothideomycetes; Pleosporales; Dothidotthiaceae
Exons: 3
Coding region: 1-1188 (395 amino acids)
Biological process (GO): monoatomic cation transport; transmembrane transport
Cellular component (GO): membrane
Molecular function (GO): monoatomic cation transmembrane transporter activity
Source: RefSeq, a predicted model, not a curated record
AUGACGACGACGACCACCCAGACGCAGACGCGCAGCCACGCCGGCCACUCGCACGGCCACCACCACCACAGCCACGACAACACCUUCCUGCUCUCCAAGAACAAAAAAGACGCCGGCGUGCGCAUCACGCGGAUCGGCCUGUAUGUCAACCUGGGCAUGGCGGUGAGCAAGGGGUUCGGGGGUUACGUCUUCAACAGCUCGGGUGACCUCAGCGACCUGGUUAGCGAUGUCAUGACGCUUGCGACGGUCGGGUGGUCGCUCAAGCCAGCAUCCAGUCGCUUCCCCAGCGGCUACGGCAAGGUCGAGAGUCUAGGCUCGCUGGGUGUCAGUGGGAUACUCCUGAUUGGGGGCUUCAUGAUGGGCUGGUCGUCUCUGAUCGCCUUGUUGCAGCAGUUCUUCCCCGAGGCCACCGAAAUCGCAUCGAGCUGGGGGCUACUGCCACACAGUCACGGACACAGCCACGGCGCUGACGACCUGGGUCCGAACAUCAACGCUGCGUGGCUGGCGGCAGGGUCCAUAUUGGUCAAAGAGUGGCUGUAUCGAGCGACCCUGAAGGUCGCCAUCGAGCGCAAAUCGACUGUCCUCGCAUCCAACGCCUACCACCACCGCGUCGACUCUCUGACCGCCUUCGUCGCCCUCCUCCUCAUCGCCGGAUCCAACGUGCUGAACAAUGCUUCUUGGCUAGACCCUGUCGGCGGACUGGUCAUCUCCCUCAUGGUAGUGCAGGCCGGCUGGGGCAACACAAAAUCCGCCCUCCUGGAACUAGCAGAUGUCGGCGUGGAAGACGAGAUGAAGGAUAACGUCCGGAAAGCGGCGACCGAGGCCGUUGCCAACAUCACCACCGCAUCCGAACAGGUGAAUGUGCGCCACGUUCAGGGUGUCAAGGCUGGACAAAACUUCCUCAUGGACGUGGAGCUCGGCGUGCCAGGCUCAUGGACAGUCGAGCAGACGCGCGGUGUGGAAGAUCUAGUGCGAGAACGCGUCGGCGCCAAAGUACGUGGCGUGAAGAAGGUUCGCGUGCGAUUCGUGACAAACUCUGCCGAGAUGCCCGACUUCAUGGACGAGUUCAUCAGCGGCGACACGACUGCUAUGUCAACUUCAGAGUCGGAGGACGAGCAUGACCACGAUCAUGACCACGAGCACAAGCACAGUCAGAGCACAAAUGGCGACGUGAGGAAGAGGUUAUAG